AUGUCUGAUUCAGACUCGGACAAUUUUGAAGAUGCUCAGGAGCAUUUCCAGGACUUCCCAGAAAUUCACCACAGCAAUGACAAGCACUUAAAUAGAAUCAGAAAGGACUCACACGAAGUGCUCGCCAACCUGGACUCGUCAUUCUGUUCAGACCUCGCGUUACAUCUGUAUAUGGUGAAAAUGCUAGCUUCGCGAGACUACUUUGUCGCCAACGGACGCUUCAGUAGCUGGCCAUUACCCAGAAAACAGGUUCCGGUCCCUGUGGCAAGCAAGGAGUAUGUGGAUGAGUGCAACAUCCACGGUGACGCGCAAAAUUGCCAUAUAGUUCCGUAUCGCGAGAUCUGCAACGAGAAUAAGGAAAAGCCUAAGGAGCAAUUUUUGGAGUAUGUGCCACCUGCUACCGACGCCAAAGAGGAACUGGGGCUGCAAUUGCAAGCAAUAUUCCAGCAAAAAAUAUACCAUAAAAUACAUGCUUUUAAUCUUUCGAACGCGGCGGCACGAAUUCGAGACAAAAAUGCUUCUACAGUGAAGUAUCUUCCCGUUCUCGAUCCCCCGGUAGAUCUUCCGCAAGAAGCUAAAACAGAGCUAUUCACAAAGAUCAACAACGUUUUUGACGAGUUGAUUGAGCAAAGGAAAGCUUGUGUGAGCUCAGACAACACUGCUCCUUUGGACUGGUUGAGUGUCGCACAGCAGGCUAAAGAUCACGAUGCGUAUUUGGAAAUGGCAAAAUUGAUGAGUCUGAAGUAUCCUAAACUCAAAAAACCCGUGUUUGACCAGACACUAACCGCAAAACAGCAAGAGCAUCGUCACCAAGAAUGGGUCGCGGAGCUGGAACGUCGUAAACGAAAGAAUGAAUUGAAAAAGCUGCUCAUUAGAAAGCGCGCAGAGCUCGAGAUCCGCAAACUUAAAAUAUGGGACACGAAAAAGAACUUGGGAGAGAGACCUAUCAGAAAAAUCAAGUGA
This is a messenger RNA of Ogataea parapolymorpha DL-1, 963 nucleotides long. RefSeq lists its product as uncharacterized. NCBI's taxonomy places the organism in Eukaryota, Fungi, Ascomycota, Pichiomycetes, Pichiales, Pichiaceae. The coding region runs from base 1 to 963 and encodes 320 amino acids. The record is from RefSeq and is a predicted model, not a curated record. The transcript has a single exon.